AUGAUCUCAAGAUUGGCUUUACCCUCCUCCAACAACACCAACCAGCCUUCAAGCUCUUCUAACCUUCCAUCCCAACCCCUUCCAAACCCAAAAGGUGCACUCAAUGCCAUUACACUACAGUCGGGGACUACAUUGGAGGAGAUACCUCCUAGGGCCUUAGAAGACAUUCAUGAGGAAGAAGUGGUUGUUGAAUCUCCACAUGAAAAGGAAGAGAUGAGCACAAGGCAAGAGGAGGAAGAAGUGAACCUCAAGGAGCCCAAGAGGAGAGCUACAAUGGAUGAAUCCAUUCUUAUUCCAUUCCCUUCCAUGCUAAAGAAGGCCAAGAAAGCUCCGGAGUUUGAUUUGAACAUGCUUCAAGUAUUCAAGAAAGUUGAGGUAACCAUCCCAUUUCUUGAUGUCAUUCAACAAAUUUCUAAGUAUGCAAAAUUUCUAAAAGACUUGUGCACACAUAAGGAUAGGAUAGGUGAGUUGGAGACAUUGUCAUUGGGUAGUUCUAUUUCUGCAUUGAUGAAGCCUAUUCCUGAAAAGUUUGGUGAUCAUAGACCUUGUUUGGUUUCUUGUUGUAUUAGUGGAGCUGUUUUUCAUAACUAUAUGUGCGAUUUAGGAGCUUGCGUGAGCAUCAUGCCAUUCUCAGUGCUUGCAAGGUUGAAUUCGGCUCCUUUGAAAAGGUUGGCUGCAAGGUUUGCCUUAGCCAACAAGAGUGCAAUUACCGUGGUGGGAAUAGCCGAAGAUGUACUUGUGGCAAUCAAGGAUUUGUUGGAUGCAUUCACCGGCACAUAUUAUUUUGAGGUUGGAGAAAAGACAAUCAAGUUCAACUUGGAGGAAGCCAUGAAACACCCACCCGAAGAGUAUUCCGUUCUUCGAUGUGAUGUAAUUGAUGAGGUAGUAGUGGAAAUGCAAAGCAAAGAUCACAACGAGCUAUGCUACCCUAUUUUUGAGGAGAAGGAUGAUCAAGUGGGUGAACAAAGGGAAAUUGUUGAGAAUGAAUCCCAUGAGCAUGGUGAAAAAGAACCCCAAUUAGAGGUAAAAAGUGAAUUGAAGCCUCUUCUAUCUCAUUUGAAGUAUGCAUUCCUUGGGGACAAUUAA
Arachis stenosperma is the source of this 1086-nucleotide messenger RNA. RefSeq lists its product as uncharacterized. The transcript has 2 exons. The coding region runs from base 1 to 1086 and encodes 361 amino acids. The record is from RefSeq and is a predicted model, not a curated record. NCBI's taxonomy places the organism in Eukaryota, Viridiplantae, Streptophyta, Magnoliopsida, Fabales, Fabaceae.